GCAUCAUCAUCAGCCAUGCCAUCAUCUACGGGAUCAUCAGCAUCAGCCAUGCCAUCGUCUACGGGAUCAUCAGCAUCAGCCAUAGACAUGCCAUCGUCUACAGGAUCAUCAGCAUCAGCCAUAGACAUGCCAUCGUCUACAGGAUCAUCAGCAUCAGCCAUAGACAUGCCAUCGUCUACGGGAUCAUCAGCAUCAGCCAUGGCAUUGUCUACGGGAUCAUCAGCCAUGCCAUCGGGAUCAUCAGCCAUGCCAUCGUCUACGGGAUUAUCAGCCAUGCCAUCGUCUACGGGAUCAUUAGCAUCAGCUAUGCCAUCGUCUACGGGAUCAUCAUCAUCAGCCAUGCCAUCGUCUACGGGAUCUACAGCAUCAGCCAUAGACAUGCCAUCGUCUACGGGAUCAUCAUCAUCAGCCAUGCCAUCGUCUACGAGAUCAUCAACAUCAGCCAUGCCAUCGUCUACGAGAUCAUCAGCCAUUUUAUCGUCUACGGGAUCACCACCAUCGUCUACGGGAUCAACAGCAUCAACCAUCAGCUAUUUUCCUGAUCUAUAUCCAGACAUCUGUGAAGCCGACAAUGAUACAACCGGAUCGCACGACAAUAACACAACCGGACUACACAGUUACUCGUGCGUCCUGGAGCUCAUACGACAGGUCGGUUGUCGUGCGUCGGUCGGGUCGGCCCUGGUGGGUGACGUUAUGACAGGAAACUCCAGCCUGUGGUCGCUGGCGGACCUGAGGUCGUACUUCAGCCGUGUGAGGGCCCGGGCGGACGCCGGGGACAGCAUGAGCGCUUACGCCUGCUACCAGGAAGGGUGCGACGAUGGCUGGUUCUACAGCCCUGAGUCCGUCUCCAACACGUCCUCAUGUUACCUGCCGGUCACCAACCUGUCAUCCUACCGCAACGCCAGCGACUUCUGCCGCGCACACGGGGCUAACCUGACGGCCAUCAACACUGUCACCGAGGCAGAAUUCCUCCUAUCUCUACUGAAAAAGCAGAACAUCACAGCAAACUGGUACGUUGGCCUUCGACACGAUGGUGUGAGGAACUUGAACGAAACCUUGUGGGAAAACGGUGACUCCUUGCACGACGACGUGAGCACCUGGCUUCAAGAUGGAGUAAACGUCUCAAGUAACCAAAGCUGGUGUCUACAGUUGUGUGGAUCGUGUUUAAGAAGAGAAUCUGCAUGGACAGGUGUGUCGUGUGAGAAGGUAGGAGGAAGUGUCUGUGAGAAGCCGGCCCGGAGCGAUGUGGAUGAGUUCUCGGCCUGUGCCCGCCCGCUGCUCCGCUGCCCUGAGGACGGAAGGUGCCUGACCAGGCUAAACCUGUGCGACGGCGUCUCUGAUUGCGAGACCCUUGCGGAUGAAUCUAAUUGCAGCAUCUGCCAACAGGGUGACUUUGGAAUCUGCCGGGACUUUCUGGACUACAACGUGACGUCAUUUCCGAACGCGUUCGGUCAUCGCAAUAUUACAGAAGUCUUCAGCAACACAUCGAGCGAAUUCUUUGCAAAAAUCCUUAAUAUUUCGUCUCACGAGGCUUUACCCAAAUUUGUUUGUUCCACACUUUUUCCUGAGUGCCAGGCCGGAGGGAUUCGCGUUCUUCCAUGUAGAGAUCUUUGUAAGGAAGCAAAAUCGUCCUUCAAGUCUUUCAAGUCCGAAAUGCAGGUUUUAGGUUUGUCAUGGCCGGAAGUUUGGGACUGUUCUUUGUUCCCAAAAUUUCGGAAAAGUCAAAACUGCUUCAGAGGUAAGCACAAUCCUUUUAACAUUAAUUUUCAUUUCAACCAUCUUACUGCCCCGCCCCCUGUAGGUUACGAUGCCGGCUGUUCCUCCCCUAGUUUAGUGCUUAUCGGCGCGGCUCCGUCGUUUCAGUGUACGGACAUAAACCGAGCGGACCGGCUACAGCUGUCCUCAAAACUCACACUGGAUAACUGCUCACAGAACGUCGAGGUGAGGUACAACUGGACGAUAAAUUACCUCUUGUCGUCGGGGGAGAUGGAAGCCGUCCCCCUACCCUCGGACGUCCGGCUGAACCUGUACGAUGUGUUCGUGCCCGCUGGAGUCCUGGACUACGGUAUCCUCGGCAUCAAGCUUAACGCCACCAUCUGUGGAGACUCCGCCGAAAUUUGCGACGUCUUCAUCGGCGACACCGAUGCGCUAGGUUGCUUCAUGGUCGUGGAUUCGCCCCUGGUGGCCCGGCUUGCGGGCGGAAGUUCCCGGUCGGUCCCGAGCGGAAGUGACGUCACGCUGGACGCGUCAGGGUCACAUGAUCCCGACGCAAACGUCACCAGCGAGGAGCUGACCUACGACUGGGGAUGUGAGCUGGCACCAUCUGGGAGUGACUGCGGGCUUCCUGCAGGUACCCUGGAUCUGGAGACAUCCGUCCUGAAUGUCAGUGCAGCCGACCUGGUGCAGGGUCAAGUCUACAGCUUCUCUGUCCUGGUGUCGUUCACAGGACGCCUCUCGUCUGACCGCGUCACGCAGAAACUGACCAUACUGCAGCCUGAGGUUCCCACAGUACAAAUAAGCUGCAAGUCGAACUGUGACGUGCGCGUGAACCCCUCCGAACGGCUGGUGUUGGAGGCGGGCUGUACCAAUUGCGCCGCGGGGGACAGACUGACGUACGCGUGGAGUCUGAGUCCGGGCGGUCCGACCGAGACGGUUCAGCGGCUGGACUGGGCAAGGACUACCACAGGGAGCACCACACGCUCUCUCGGCAUCAAGAGCGGAACCUUUCUGGUACGUUUUGCGGACCCCGACACGCCUCUGACGUACGAGUUCUCCUACCAGACGGGCGGGGAGAACGUCGCCAGCUUCAGCACCACCGGGCAGGACAACUUCGUCAUUCUGGGCAGGUCUCCGGAGGCAGAACUGGAGGAACAACCUUUACCAGCCGGUCUGGAGUCCAGGAACUAUGCAGUAACCGUCAGAGUCACCGCCAGGGAUUCACUUGGGGCUGAGACAGAAGCUAUCCUCAGUGUGAUUGUGAGGCCCAUUUCGGACGCUGACUUCUCUACCACGGUGAGUCGGCUGAUUGGAGACCAGAGUAGAAUCAGCGAGUCUGCCAGUACAGGAGACACGCAGGCGGUGGUGUCCAUAGCGUCUUCUGUAGGGACAGCUCUCAACGCACAGUCAGGAACGGGAUCGGGAAGCAAGCGAGAUCGAGAAAGGCUACGGGAGGCGCUGUUGACGAGGUGGAUCUCUGACGCAACCGAUACAGUCCGCACGCUAGACACGGUGGAGCAACUGGCGUCGACCAUCAGCGUUGUGACCGCCACUAAGGACGAACUGUCAACAACAUCACAGUUGGGUGGCGCGGCGUCGCUGUCCCGUCUGGCGGUGACGCUGGUGGAGAGGGCCGGGGACGGCGCCGGCACGGACGCGGUGGAAAACGCCGCGAAAACCAUCAUAACAGGUACACUUCCAGUCUCGGUGUUAUAUGAACGUCCUUGUUCUCGCAUCCUCUUUUUGACAGAAAAAAACGGUGCCUGUUGUUUUCCUUUAGGGUUAGUGAACAUCAUGCAGGCAUCGUCUUUGACAUCUUUGGAAGCCCGCGAUGACGGAAACGACACAAGCAAGUCAAGCGUGCUCACACAGACCGGGGCAGCCUCUACCAGCGUGUUCUCCACCCUGCGAAGCUGCACUACUGUAGUCUUCAGCAAGAUGACGACCGGGCAAGAACCUGUUGUCAUCAACGCGGAUGGAUACAACAUGGCACUGCACAAACAGGAGUGCUCCGGUCUGGGGGGCCUGGUAGUCCGGACCUCAACAGAGAGUGACAACUGGUUCAAACUUCCGGACACCGUCACCGCGGACUUAUACGGCAACAGUAGUAACUGUGGGGACGUCGACACAGAGAUGUCUGGCACCAACAUCAACCCUUACGAGUUUGCGGAGUCGUCUGCGGGUGUGAGCAGUCACGUACUCAGUCUCUCACUGUUGGACGUGCUGGGCGAGCGGAACGUCAGCGGACUGAGCCAGCCUAUAGACAUCAUGAUCUCACGGGGCGCCUCUUCUGUCCAGUCCGAGAGAGCAGCGACCGCCCCGGUUGGAUCUGGGCGGCUUAGCGUGCACAAUGUAACGUCGACGUUCAGUGGGAUGUCGGGGAAUUCCUCCAUCUUUAUCCACAUCGAGCCGCUUGUUACGGGUUUCCCCAUCCAUCUGUACCUCAAGAACAGCGUGAACGUUUCUUACGACGAGCACGACAUGAACAUCAGCCUCCCGGUCAGCGCUGCCUUGCGAUAUUCGGUGGAACUGCCCGACAGGACGGAGAGUUCGGACGAUAACACCUGGCUCAUUCAGCCUGAUGAUCUGCUGAGGUUUAACGAGUCAGAGUGGUAUCUUGGCGUGGCCCAUGAAGUACCAUCAGGCACAGGAACCAUCACAGAUUCUGAGGGACAGAACGUCCAGCCUAGCGACUUUAUGCUGAACUACACCAUAACUAUCUUCUCCAGCACGUGCCUGUACUUCGCUGACGAUGAAAACAUUUGGAAGGGAGACGGGUGCCAGACGGGACGACUCACCACGCCCUCCAGAACCCACUGCCUGUGCAACCACCUCACACCCUUCGCCUCCGGGUCCAGUUUCUUCGUGGCGCCCAACUCCAUCGACAUCGUGGCCUCCAUCCUGGCGUUUAGCGACAUCGCGAGUAACCCUGCCGUGGUCAUCACCAUGGCCGUCAUCGUGGUUCUCUACAUCCUGGUCGUCAUCUGGGCGCGCAGGAAGGACAAGAAGGACCUGGAAAAGGUUGGCGUGACAGUGCUGCCCGGAGUGACGGGGUACCGCUACCGCUACAUCGUCACGCUGUACACGGGGUUCAAGAGGUUUGCCGGAACAACUGCCAAGGUUGCCAUCAUAGUUACCGGUGAAGACGGGCAGAGCGAGCCCCACCUCCUGACCGAUCCUGAGCGCCGUGUGUUUGAGACAGCCGGCGUGGACUCUUUCCUCAUCACCACGGCCCAGUCCAUGGGUCCUCUGUCUUCCGUACACGUCUGGCACGAUAACUCAGGAGACAAGCCGUCCUGGUUCCUAGACCAGAUCACCGUGUAUGACCUGCAAGAGGAACAGAAGUAUGUCUUCGUGUGUAACAGGUGGCUGGCUGAAGACGACGAUGACGGCCUGACAGAGCGUCACCUUCCCGUGGCGUCUGAGAGGGAUCUCAAGGACUUCUUCUACGUCUUCUCCAACAGGAUGGCCAAAGAUUUCAGAGAUGGGCACCUGUGGUUCUCCGUGGCCGGGCGGCCAGUCCGCAGCAUGUUCACCCGUGUGCAGCGCGUGUCCUGCUGCCUGUCUCUGCUCCUGUGCACCAUGGUCGUCAAUAUCGCCUUCUUCGGAGUGGCGGACGCCGCCGCACAGAACACGGAGGAAAAAUUUGACGUCGCAGGAUUCACAUUCACAUGGACAGAGCUGAUGAUCAGUGUCCAGUCUGCCCUGAUCGUCCUCCCCAUCAAUCUGAUCAUCGUGCAGAUUUUCCGCAACUUGAAGGUCCGCCCGGGGCAGGAUGGGAGGGAAUCUCCUCUACGUCAUUCGGCCGGAAAAAGACGUCCGGGCGGCGCUGUAGAUACAAGCAAAAUGGACCCUGUCUGUGAACCAAACGCCGCGACCGAUGAGGCUCAGACAGCGAUGUCCACCUACUCCUCACGGUUUAUGGUCAGCGAAGUGGACAUCGGCAGCGUGUGCGGCGAGGAGGAGAUGGAGACAUUACACGAGCAUGCUGAUGAACAGGUGCUGCACCCGCACACGCCGGAACCAACGCCAGUACAAACCACCACCCCGCCUGGGCAACAGAGCAACGUCCGCAUGGCAGAUGAUGUCGUCAUCAGGUGCAAGAGCCUGCCCUCGCUGAAGAUACGCGUGCGCUCCGCCAAGGCACGAAGCUAUACACAGACAGAGAACUAUGCGGACAACAUCCGGGAAGCAGCUCAGCUGAUGGAGGAGCCAGCCAGCAUCACAGACGCACAGACUAACAAUAUUGUUUCUGUUUCAGGCAAAGAACCCCGCUUCCGUCAGAUCAUCCAGCAGAACAAGUCUCUCUUGAAGAGUGAGAUGAUCGCCGAGAAGACUCGGCUGGUGGAUCACCUCGUGGCCAGGAACACUCUGACGAAACUGGAGAAGGAGGCGAUCCAAACUCUCUCCCAGAAAGAGACGGAAGACAAGGUGAACAAUUUCCUGCUGACGAGGAUCGAGCGACAGGACGAAGGGGCGUUCUCUAACUUCUGUGCCGCUCUGACGCACGGGGCGAGACAGGGGUACCUGUCCGAGCUGCUGAAGGCUGGGGACAGGGAGGAUCUUCCAGCCCUACUAGACUACCUGUACGCCGCGGCUCUUCACAUAGCCGGCCGGCCGACAGCUGACAUCAUGUGGAGGGUCUUCCCGCGGCAUCUCGGUCUGUCUGACGACGCCAUCGAAACAUGCCAUCGCCAGAACCGCUUCCUACAACACAAGGUCCUGCACUGCCUCCUCAUGUGGUACAUCAACCAGGGAAGACGGAGGACGCCUCUAGAGGUCAUCCACCUCCUCAACUCCGUCCACGAGAAGACGAAGUGUUCCUGCAAAGCGGCUUGGAUAUGGAAAGUCAACUCGAAGGGGGAAGCAGUGCCCGAAAGCGCAAAUGUUGAUGAUUCUCUUGUUGACGAGGCGUCCCAAGCAAAGCCAGAAACGUCCGGAAUUGAGGAGUAUGAGAACACAACAUCCAGGGGGAAAGACACCGAAGAUGCGACAUCGUCUAUCUCCUUCGGCACCCUUGAGCUUGACAUGCCGCCCAGACCCUACUCAGCUGGCGAAAUCCGGACCUCAGCGAGGCUGUCCAUGGGGGAUUCUGGACAGCCUGUUACGAGGCUGGCCAUGGGGGGUUCUGGACAGCCUGGUCUUCUAAUUAGCUCCGCUAGCAAGAUCCGACCGCCUGCAACUCUAGAUCUCUCCCAGCUGCCAUCUAGCGACAGAGUCUACCAGCGCGAGACGUCCCUCAGCUCGUAUCGGGAAGACACGUCGGACGGGUUUUUCGAGAUCCAGUUCAGUGAACCCGGAAGUGGGAUGGACGCUGAGGCGGGAAAUGACGUCAUGCAGGAUUCGAAGACGGUGGAAUUUAGGGACUUUCUGAAAAGUGCAGACGGUGAUACAACAUCUUCAGUUAUCACAAACACCGAAAAGAAGAAGGAACCGUUUCUCCUGCCUUGGUGGUUUCUGUUUGUUGGCUGGUCCCUGGUGCUGGUUGUGUGUCUAGUCUCCGCCUUCUUCACCCUUCUGUACGGUAACAGUUACGGGAAGAACAAGGCCGAGGCCUGGCUGCUGACGUUCUUCACGUCCUUCCUGCUGGACGUGGUGAUUCUUCAGCCGGUUAAAGUCUUGGUGGUGGCGGUCGUGCUCGCCAUUAUCGUUAAGAGUGUCGAUACUGGAGACGAUGACGCCGUGACAGCGAAGCUGGGACAGGAUGAAGAGUUUCUGCACAUCGCAUCUGCGGAGAAACUGGCUGCCGCCCGGCAGCUACGCGCUAAACAGCGGCAGAUGUACUCUGUCAUGGUGGAGGUCAUUUUCUACCUGCUGUUCGUCUGGGUCACAGUUUCCAUCGCUAACGGACACAGGUCCGAAUCCGCCUUCCUUCAGAACACCGACAUCAAAGAGACCUUCCUGGCUCCGGUCACUGAGGACGACGGUUUUCUAGAUAUUGGGAACCUGGAUGACUUCUGGGGGUGGCUGGAGGACGGGCUGUUACCCGGCCUGACAGAAGAAUGGUACAACGGCGCCACCGUCGACGACAGCGCCUACACGGCUGGACUCGUCCAUUAUCUGGUGGGGGUGACCAGGCUCCGUCAGAUACGUGUACGAUCAGACGCCUUGUGCACCAUUUCCCCCAGUGUUGUCAGCAUUCUUGACGACUGUAACGUGGAGUAUAGCUGGGACAAUGAAGACACCCGCCCUAUUAACAACCGCGGCGUCAACCAGACCACGUCUCCCUGGGUCUACCAGACAUCUGCAGCGCUAAACGGGUACCCGUUCUGGGGUACCUUCGCCCUGUACUCAGGCGGCGGUUACGUUGCAGAGCUCGGGACGAACUCCAGAGAAAGCUCCGCCAUCAUCCAAAACCUGAAGGACAACGCUUGGCUGGACGACAACACUCGGGCCGUCCUGGUGGAAUUCACCAUGUACAACGCUUACGUGAACCUGUUCUCUGUGGUGACGCUUGCCCUGGAGUUACCGGUGUCCGGGGGCGUGUUCCCCCGCGCGGACAUACAGACUGUCCGCCUGUAUAACUACACGUCCCAGUACACGCUCUACAUCCUGGCGUGCGAGAUUCUCUACAUCUUCAUGCUGGUCUUCUACCUGUACAGGGAAGUGAAGGAACUUCGUCAGAAGAAGUGUCAGUACCUCAGUGAGUUUUGGAACUGGGUGGAAGUACUGGUGGCCCUGCUGUCCCUGUGUGCGGUGGGACUGUUCGCGUGUCGGAUGGUCAUCACUGACAGGGUCACGGCAUAUCGCAGGAGCAACCCCGGCAGAUUCGUCAACUACAGUGAAGCGGCAUUUUGGGACGCUGUGUACGGUUACGUCAUCGCCGUCAUCGUCACCCUCGUCAUCGCCAAGUUCGUCAAACUGCUCCGAUUCAACCGCCGGAUGUCUCUCAUAGGAGACACGAUCAAACACGCUGCGCCGAAAGUCCUGGGUUUCGUCGUCAUCUAUAUCGUGGUCAUCAUGGCGUUCGCACAGGCGCUUUUCCUGGUCCUCGGGAACACGUCGGAAAGCUUCGGCACCUUCCUGAGCUGUCUGGAGACGCUGUGGAACAUCCAGCUGGGAGAGUUCGAGUUUAGCGACUUCUGGGACGGGCACUGGCUCCUCGGCCCGACCCUCUGGUUCUGUUACGUGGUGACGUCCAACUGCAUCCUGGUCUUCACGUUCGUGGCCAUCAUGAUGGACAGUUUCGAGCGCGUCAACGCCAACAUCGGCAAACAGUCCAACGACCACGAGAUCGUGGACUUCAUGGUCAAACAGUUCAAGGACUACAUCGGAUGGAAGAAGGAGAAGAACAAGAACAAGAGUAACAUCAUCUCGCCUGGUCCAGGUCCGCAGAGCUCUGACGAUCUGACAGAAGAAGGAAAACAACCCAAGUUGACAAAGAGUCGAGAAAGUUGGGUAGAUGUCAAGAGUCAAGGAAAAGCAGAAGAAGAAGAGGAAACUUUUGUAGAAAACGAAGAUGAAAAGAACAUGAAAGACCCGUUCUAUUGCAUAUUAUAG
Messenger RNA from Branchiostoma belcheri (Belcher's lancelet), 9216 nucleotides. RefSeq lists its product as uncharacterized. The record is from RefSeq and is a predicted model, not a curated record. Bases 16 to 9216 code for a protein of 3066 amino acids. Lineage: Eukaryota; Metazoa; Chordata; Leptocardii; Amphioxiformes; Branchiostomatidae. Gene Ontology annotation, biological process: detection of mechanical stimulus; regulation of apoptotic process; signal transduction. Gene Ontology annotation, molecular function: protein binding; calcium ion binding; calcium channel activity. Gene Ontology annotation, cellular component: membrane. The transcript has 44 exons.